UCUGUUUAAUUGAUUUGGAUGCAUAAAUUGGGGUGAAGAUAGUCGUUUCUCUGUUAAUUGGAUUUUUGGUAUGUAAAAAAUGUGAUCUUUUUUAUCUAUUUUUAUCGAUUACCUUUGCAUUGUAUUGAAUGAGCUUAUUUAUAGGCGUUUCUCUUUCUUAAAUGUGUGUGUUGUGUCUGUUUGUGUAAUUCCAUAUGUUUGAAAUGAACUUAUUUUGUGUGAAAUUUUGAUAUUUGAUUUAUUCUCGUUUUCUGGGGAAUUUUCCUUUAUAAUUUGUCUAUGCAUCUUUGUAUGUAUGUUGUUGUUUGUUUACAUUUGUAAUUGCCAAAAUCCAUUGUUUAGAAAAUGUAUGGAAUUCUUACAGUAGAAAUCUAACUCUUUCAGCUGUGUUAUGCUGAAUGCAAACUGAUUAUAUCGAUUAUUGGAGACUCUCGAUGAAUUAUCGGGGACCAUUGGUGAUCUCUAUUGUAAUAUUUCAGUUAAGUGUCCAAGUUUUAGUAAUGUCACAUGUAUUAGCUUUAGGCUGUCUUUGAUGAAAUUGUUCCCAAGUAUGUUCCAACUACGAAUAUAAGCCACUAGUUUUGGUAACGAGGGUGUGUUUCGGAACUUCCCUGUGGUCCAUAUAGUAGCAGUAGCCGUUGAUCUUGAAGUAAGGAACUGGUUCAAACUCGUGUUAUAGCCCUUGCUGUCCUCAUUGACAAGAAACAUGGAAAGAAAUUGCCACUGUAUGCUCGUGAUAAGAGCAUAUGCUUCUAACAGUCCUUGGAUAAUUGGAUUCUUGAUGGAUAUUUUUGGGGCCAUCUUGAUGUUGCUCGCACUAUCUCAGGCUCCUGUAUCGGUGAUUCAACCUGUUUCUGGCUGCGGACUUGCCAUUCUCUCAGUGUUUUCUCAUUUUUAUCUAAAAGAGUUCAUGAAUGCCAUCGACUGGAUCGGAAUUGCUUUGGCUGGUAUUGGCACUAUAGGUGUUGGUGCUGGAGGAGAAGAACAAAAUUCACCAUCCAUCUCAAUUAUGUAUUUACCAUGGCUGGCAUUUGUUGUAGUGCUCGUGUUUGUUCUUCUUAAUGGAUGGCUUCGUGUGUAUAGACGGCAAAGAAGAGAACAAGAGUUGAUGCAAUACGAAGUGGUCGAGGAAAUCAUUUAUGGCUUGGAGUCCGGAAUCCUAUUCGGGAUUGCAUCUGUAAUAUCAAAGAUGGGAUUCUUGUUCUUGGAGCAAGGAUCUUCCAAGUUAUUGCUUCCCGUUUGUGUCUCGAUCAGCAUAACGUGCAGUGCCUCUGGAUUUAUUUACCAGACCCGUGGUUUGAAGCACGGAAGAGCAAUCGUCGUGUCCACGUGUGCAGCUGUUGCCUCGAUCAUGACUGGUGUGCUUUCCGGCAUGUUUGCACUUGGCGAACAGCUGCCUUCGGCCCCCACAUCUCGCCUAUUGCUUCUCCUCGGAUGGCUCUUCAUCAUCCUCGGAGUGAUCCUGCUGGUAUCUUCGUCAAGGUUGAUGCAACACCUCCGGAGGCCGUGGAGACGCUUCACACGAGGCGGGAUCGAGAGGAGUUUCGUCCAAAGGCAGGGGAGCUCGGCCCGUGCAAGGAACACAAUCCCGAGCACCGUGAUCCAAGCGAGCACGCUGCAUCAUUUGAUACCGCCCCCUGCGAAAGCGAAAGCUUGAGCUAUUUUGAUUCGGUUCGAGUGUACAGUUUUAUGUUGCGUUUUGGGGAUUUCAUAAAAUGUUGAAUAGACAUAAUUUUGAAAUAGCUAAAGCCUAAAAAUCAUUGGAGAAUACAAUUUUAUUUUUUCAGACCACAAAUACAAAGAUUUCUUGAAUUUCCAA
Messenger RNA from Salvia splendens (bonfire salvia), 1819 nucleotides. RefSeq names its product probable magnesium transporter NIPA9. Gene Ontology annotation, molecular function: magnesium ion transmembrane transporter activity. Bases 707 to 1657 code for a protein of 316 amino acids. The transcript has 9 exons. Lineage: Eukaryota; Viridiplantae; Streptophyta; Magnoliopsida; Lamiales; Lamiaceae. The record is from RefSeq and is a predicted model, not a curated record. Gene Ontology annotation, cellular component: membrane. Gene Ontology annotation, biological process: magnesium ion transport.